Messenger RNA from Phodopus roborovskii (desert hamster), 1389 nucleotides. RefSeq names its product proline rich 18 (gene Prr18). The record is from RefSeq and is a predicted model, not a curated record. Lineage: Eukaryota; Metazoa; Chordata; Mammalia; Rodentia; Cricetidae.
AGACCUAGCUCCCUGUUUCUGAUGGACUAAGUAAGCUAAGCCUCCGCUUCGCGGGCCAUGGGAGAACGGGAGAGCUUGGGCUACCGGGCGCCCGCUCCCGCCCCUGAAGCUCUCGGGCACUUUGUCUCCAGCGUUCAGCAGUCUGCGACAGCAGCCCUCGCCUGGCGCAGCCCGGGACUUGGCAAGCCCUUGCUUGCGCGCUCCUCCUCCCGCCGCCUGGCCCAGCCCCGCGCGUCUCGGAGGACACUGAUGAUCCGCUUGCUCGGGGGCCUCAUGUCAUUCACGCCUAUGCCGCCGCCGCCCUCCCGGACCCCGGGGGGGCCCACCGCGCGCCUGCUAUCCCGGAGGCCCUGCGUGCCGCCCGCGCCCUCGCCGCCUGUCGCCGCCGGCGAGAAGAAGAGGCCGCCCGAGAUGCUGCUCUCCAGCUCGUGGCCCUCCACCACCCUGAAGAGGCCGCUGGGCCGCCGCGGCCCCGGCCUGGGUGCCCCCGGCACCCCGCAGCCGCCGAUCUCCGCACGCGUUCCGCCCCAGCCCUCCCAAAUCCGUGCGGGAACCUCUACCACGUGCUCCGCGCCCCGGCGGGUCGCUUGCAUCCACAGCCCAGCGGGAGCCACCUCCGCGGGGACAUCGGCGGGGGCGGGGGCGGGGGCCGGGCCAGACGACGCCACGCGUUUCUCCUUGAGCCUCACGCCCGAAGCCAUCCUGGUCAUCCAGAGGCGCCACCUGGAGAAGCAGUUGCUGGCGCGGCCCCGCAGACCCUUCCCCACGCCGUCGGCCGACCCUCGGCGCCCACUGGUCGUCCCCUGUCCCCGGACCAGGACCUCGACCGUGCGGAGGGGCGGUGCCACCGACGCACCUCUAGCUGUGGCUGUCAGCGGCCGCUCUCCAGGCGCCUCCCUGAUGCCAGGAGGUCUGCAGGCCCCUCUGCCCAGCUUGCGCCCCUCCAGCCUGCGCCCGGUGCUCAAGGUGUCGCUGCUCAAUGAGAAGCACAGGUACGAUGACGAGGAGUAUGAGGAGGAAGUGGAGGUGGUGGACGAGGGCCUGGUGCGCAAGUGCACCGAGUGGCUGCGUGGCGUGGAGUCGGCAGCCGCUGCCAGGGGGCGCACCGGACACCUGGACUCGCUCCCUCACCUGAGCACACUGUGAGCUAGGUGGCCUGGUGUGUCCCCACCUGACUUGGAGCCCACCACCGCCUCCUGCGCUCCUUGCCCAACUGGGCUCUUGUGAACCAGGUAGGCCAGCAAGGGACAGGACCACGGCCUGGAACUUUGCUCAGCUGCACUUGGUCAUAGGUGACCCACAGCCUCCUCUACUGCCCACCACCCACCUGUGUACCUUGUACGGCGAGCCAAGUAGGUCAGCGUGGGACACAGCCGACUUGCCUGACUC